Messenger RNA from Strongyloides ratti, 432 nucleotides. RefSeq lists its product as hypothetical. Bases 1 to 432 code for a protein of 143 amino acids. The transcript is spliced from 2 exons. NCBI's taxonomy places the organism in Eukaryota, Metazoa, Nematoda, Chromadorea, Rhabditida, Strongyloididae. The record is from RefSeq and is a predicted model, not a curated record.
AUGUUAAGUCCAGGUGUUUGUAGACUUAUGUUAAAUAGAGAUUCUAAAAAAUUUUUUAAUCAAUGUAGAGAUAAUCCUGAUUUUAGUUUUUUACAAUGUUGUUAUUCUUGUCACUUUACUACACAAGCAUAUCAAAAUUAUGCUAUAUCAGGAGAUGAAUUAUAUGAAAAAGAUGCAAUAAAAAUGUUAUUAAAUCCAUUUAAUUCAACUAAUGAUAAUUGUUUUGAUCGUCAUGGAAUAUCAUUUUGUGAAUCACUUUUAAAAAGACAAGGACGUUGGUCUUCCAAAACAGCAUCUUGUUCUCAAUCAUCAUUAGCAUUUCGUGUAUGUAGACGUAGUUGUGGUUAUUGUUCUGAUCAAACAAAACAGGCAACAGUAAAGUAUGACAGUGAAGUAGCAAAAGAUAUAAAGAAAUGUUCACGUCUUUUUUAA